Lepisosteus oculatus (spotted gar) is the source of this 4044-nucleotide messenger RNA. RefSeq names its product parkin coregulated like. Lineage: Eukaryota; Metazoa; Chordata; Actinopteri; Semionotiformes; Lepisosteidae. The record is from RefSeq and is a predicted model, not a curated record.
UCCGUAGUACAAAAAAAUCAUAGCAACAAGCCGCUUGUCUCUUGAGUGUAAACAAAGAAAAGCAGUAAGCAUCCAUGUGUUGUGAAUAUAUGUCUAGACCAUUAAUUUCGACAGUUGAAAAUGUAAAGCUGGGCACUGAGGCUAUUUUACUGCACGUCGCACGAGUUUGAACUCAAAGGGAAAACUUUAUGAAAGCAGAAUGUCCGCAACUUUCCGUGGGAAACCUGCAACACAGAAAGCUAAAGCCGAACCAGCACUAAGAGUGACUUUAGAAUCCCAGGUUCCUGUACGUAAGCCUGUGGCAAAGCCCAGUGAUCAACUCAACCCAAAGACGGUGGAUCCUUUCUGUGGUCCAGGGAAGACACAGUCAGCAUUUUCAGCAGUGUACUCCAAAGGGGGCAUACCCUGCAGACUGGUUCAUGGAUCUGUCAAACACAAGUUGCGGUGGGAAAUUCCUCCAGCAUCCAUUGAUUUUGAUCCUUUACUUGUGACACUUGCUGAGGGGCUGAGAGAGACUAAACAUCCAUACACGUUUGUGUCACAAGAGGGCUUUAGAGAGUUACUCCUUGUUGAUGGUGCAGCUGAAAAGGCUAUACCCUUGCUUCCAAAACUGGUGCCAGCACUAAAAACAGCUCUGACACACAAGGAUGCUGAGGUCUUUGAAAGAGGGUUGAAUGCCCUGGUUCAACUAAGUGCUGUUGUUGGUCCUGCUCUGAAUGACUUUCUUAAACAUAUACUCACCAGUCUUUCAAAGAGACUGAUGGACAAGAAAUACAAAGAGAAGGUGAUCAGUGCAUUACAAAGUCUAGAGGAGCAUGGGGGAAAGGCAAGUUUUGCUGUUAUAAAAUCCAAAAUUCCAACUUACAGCUCUGUUUGCUCUUGAUGGACAUCUGGGAUGAACUGACUGAUAUUUUUGGAAAAUUCCAGGCUGCAUUGUGACUGGUUAAUUUUUAACACUUUUUUGGGUAUUUUUGUCUUCAUGUUUUGUUGAGCUGAAAUGUAUACUGAAUUGUUUUGUUGUACAUUUAGGAUAUCAGCUUUAUCCUAAAUGAUUACCUUCCCAUAGAAAGGAUAGAAGAGUUAUAUGAAAAAUAGAUAUGAAAGAGGAUAAAGUUUAGUAUAGUUUGAUACUGAUUUGCACUGUUUGUAAAUAGUAUUUUAAUAACAUAAACACAACAAAAUGGUUUAUAAUAUUUUUUAAUCCAUAAACCAUGUUAUUAUUCUUGCAAGAAAUAAAAUCUUAGAAUAACUGUAUAUAAUCAUACAUUGCAUUACUUAUAAAACCCAAAACACACCAUGUAUAUUAGCAGAAUGUGAACCCAUAUUCUCUCUACCCAUAGAAUCUAGAGUAGACCAAUGUUCCUAAAACAUUUUGGCCUACGGAAUGCUCAAACGAUUCUAAAACUUUCACAGACACCUCUGCUCCCAAUAAUAAUAAAAAUACUUAUAGUGCCAUAAUAUUUUUAAAAUGUAGCUAUUCGGGUUCCUUUUUAAGGAGAGCAUUUAGAUAUUUUUCUACUAUUACAUUUAACUCAUUUUCUGACCUGUUUUGAUUAAUAGUGCUAUUUCUGAUGAAACACCAACAAAGGGAAGUUUCUUUAAAAUGGAGAGCUUAAAUCUCAUAUUUGACUCCAUGUUCAGCCAGGGUUUGUCUUAUUUUGCUUACAAAUCUAGGAAGUGUUAAAAAUACAGUUUUGCCUUUGUAAGUUGUUGUAAGUGCUUCAGAGCUAUGUCAAUGAGCCCAGGGUACUCUGUACUAAUGCACAAUUAGUAAACUAUCAAUCUUGAUAGUAAUCUAUCACGUUUUCUCACUGAAUAUCAGCUCCAUAUGGCCUCAAGAUUAUCCACCUCUUUCGGUGGAUGCUCAACAUUGAUCUCCUUCUUUCCAAACGGUGUUCUGAUCCAAGUAAAGCCUGCAUCUGAUUCUGGGAAAUAAUAAAAUACUCUGCAAUCCACAGGCGCAUCACAGUUCCAUGUGUUAAGCUAUUUACUUUAUUCUGGACAUUAAAGUUGCUAAAAAUAUUCCCUGGAAAUCAGAAUAUGAAAAAUAUCAGAUAAGUAUGCUGGUUGAGCAAACAAUUCACCCAUUCACCGGUGGGUUGAUUUUCGUCUCUUUGCAUAGUUUGAAAAUGAGGGAGAGUGGGUUCCUCUGUGACAGCCAGGUGACAUCAGUAUGGAAAAUAACUUUUAUGUGUUCACUGCCCAUCAUUUCAUACAAGGCUUUAAAAAUGCAAAUAUAUACUGUAUGUCAGAUAUACAGGUAUGUGUGUAUACCAGACACAUUAUAUAAGGUUAGUAUUAUCCACUAUAUUAGUGGAUUUGUUCAUUUGGAGAGAAAAGUAUUGGCUCUGAUGCUGUCAGGCCUAUGGAUUUGAUUUCAGUUUUCACCUUGAAUUUGAUACUAAAUGGUAUCCUUUAAAAGAGGUAUCUUUUACCUGAACUCAUUUUCCCAUUUAGCAUCAUGAGUUCAAUAUUAUUCUGUCCAACACAAAAGGUGAAGACAUAGGCAUUAUUUCUGGAUUGAUCAGUAGUUGUACUGGCCCACAGACUGUCUGGAGGACCAUCCAGGGUCUUGAUAGUGGUCCCAGUAAAACACAUUGGGAACUACUGGUCUGGAAGAAGAAUAGUAAACAAAUAGAAAUAGAAUAGAAUAGAAAAAAUAGAAAACAAAAGAAAUAGACUUAAGGAUAUUAUUAAAGAAAAUGAUACCUCUGACCCUUUUCAAAAGAUCGCAAAAUUACAAGUUGGCAUUGGUGGUGUCACUGUGGAAGUGUCCAAACUAUAGUGGUGUUUCCUUGACUUACUUUGUGUAAGUAAGCUUUUACUUUAUUCUGGACAUUAAAGUUGCUAAAAAUAUUAAUUGUGCUAAAAUAUUAAUUAUCCCUUAAUUGUGAGAAAAUUCAUAUAAUUGUUUGGGUGUCAUACGCAGUGGAAAGUAAUCAGUAACAGUAAUUUUACCUUAUUUUGUCUUAUGAGCAUAACACAAAGGUCUCCGUGUAGAGAUUCUUUCUUAAUACUGCUUAUUAUGGAAUAUUGUAUGACUUUUGUUGUAAACUAAACUUAGUUUCCGUACGAUUUGUUUGAUCAAUAAUGGGUUAUCCUCUCUGAAGACGUGUUACUUUGUAAAAAGUAAAAAGUUGUUUUGGUAUUCAGAAAAACACAUUCUAAAACAGUAAAGACAGGAUAGAAAUCUGCAGUACUGAAAUGUGUUGCAUUGUGAGCUAUAGAAUUUUUGCACCGCUAAGUUUCAUCUGGGAAUAAACAAGGCAAAUUAUGUGAUGAGCUGAAAUAUUUAUGAGAUCUGUUGUGUGGGUUGGGUUUUCUCUGUGUGUUUUCUGCAGAUAAUUUUGAAUUAGUUGUGAUGUGGAUUACAUGAUCAUCCUGCACAAGUUUAUCCCCAAUGAAACUAAGAUUGUCAUAGCACUGUCACCACUAGAUGUCGCCCUUGUUCUAUACGGCCCUUUGGAAAUGCUGGUGAAUCAGCUUAGUUCACAUUUCCACUUUACAUUUGUUCAUAUAAUGUAAAACCUGUUUCCAAGAUUGUAAAUUUAUGCUGGUACAGUUUAGAGCUUUUUCCCAGCAUGCAGUCUAUAAUUAGCAUGGUGUGCCAUUUAUAAUCCAGUGCAGACCUGUUUGUUUUUCUUGUUCUUUAUAAAGAUAGUGGGGCCUUCUUGAAUGCAAUUACAGUAAUUACAUAUUAGUCUUAAUAUUGAGUGAUAUUGGAUAUGUGGAUUUCAUUGUGAAAUCAUAAAACUGUAGAAUUAAGUUUUAAAAAAUUUAUGUGUGACCAACUUGAGCUUUACAAUGUAAAAGUAGGUCACAGCUGUAAAACUGUUUAUUCUCUAAAAACAAAGCAAAACAAAUCUGUCCCACCACAACUGAGCCAUGAUUUUCCAUUUUUAGACACUUAAUGGUGCAGUCGCUAUGGCAGUAAAGUGUAGUACCACAUAUUCAGAAAUGUGAUCUCUUUAUCAAAACUUUCCAACCAGUACACAUCUGUACUUAAGGUAAAUAAAACACUGAGAUUGAUUUUAUUGGCACUUA